AUGUCUGCUAUUUCUCCAAGUGAAGCCUUAGUUGCUGCAAGUGUGCUGAAGGCCGAAACCUCGGUUGUUGUGGAACAGGUUCCUGCCACCACCGUAUCCACAGGCGAUGCCACGAUAACUGCCACUGGUUCAACAUCUACAGAGACGCAGAAAGAUACAAAUUCACAAGCUGUAGAUGAUAGUGCUACUGGUACACCGGCACCUUCAGUUUCUGUCGUACUCUCGCCACCGAAAACGACGGAGGAAUUGAUUGCAGCUCGCGCUCUCAAGCGCAUUGCGAGGAGGACAGCUAUCAGGGAGAAAGCUGAAGGGUACAAGCGAGCGGGAGACAUUCUUUUUGACUCGAGGAAUUAUAAAGCCUCAUACGCUCAAUAUCUACUGGCCAUUGACCUGUGCCCUUCGAAGCCAUCCUACUUUAUCAGCCUCGCUGCUGCAUAUCGUAAACUGAAGUGGUAUGAAGAAGCUGCACACGCAGCAACUCGGGCGCUCACCUUAGAUCCUAAAAAUACGGAAGCCCGCUACGUGCGAGGUGUUUCCCGCCUCGAACAACGGCUCUUAAGGCCUGCCAAAAUCGAUUUUGAAACCGUGCUCGAACACGACCCCAGCCACCUACUUGCCCGCGCCGCGCUCACAGAAGUGACCCAUUUCAUCGAAACUAGCACCCAGCUCGGGACACAUGCUCUCGGUCCGAACCCCGUCGACGAGCUCGUCAAGGACGUCGAUUUCAGUUUCCCUCACUACGACCAAGAUGCGCUCGAAAUCGCCGAACUAUCCGACUCGAGCGACUGCCAUCACGUCGGAAACGGUGUCCAAUGCAGAUUUUACAAUCAUGACGGCUGUAGCCGCGGCAGCGCCUGUACGUUCUCUCAUGCACCUGAUGAGAAGAGCGUACGUGACGACCUCGGCAAGAAUGUGUGUAUCUACUUCCUUCUCGACUCGUGCAAAUUUGGCCCCGCAAAAUGCAUCUACUCGCACUCCAAAGUUGCCCUUCCUAAACACGGAUGGUGGACAAGCCCCGAGCAAAUUGCGAAAGUAAAGUCUGUUCUUGAAGUUGCAGAACAAAAGUCUCGCGAACAACGCCAACUCGAGAACGAACGGUGGAAGGCCUAUGUCAAGGCGAUGAAGGCGGGGAUGGCCAAGCCGCCGAAGUCCGCUGGCAUAAAAAAGGAAAAGAAAGAGGGAGGUCCAGAGGCUGCAGCCUCCCCAACGGAGCCUACGACACCCAAAUCCGCAGUGCCAGCGGGACAGAAGAAAAAGGAAAGCGGGAAACCGAAUGGUACUCAACGCCGCAAAGGACCCGCUUCCGGGAACAGGAGAAAGAAACCUGCGUCUGCAACAGACAAUGCAUCUGCACCGACCACGACAGAUGCCGGCCAACCCCCGGCCACGACAGACAACACGACGUCUAGUUUCACGGAUUACAAAUUGAACGUUCCUCCGUCUGAUGUUAAGCCCGAACCCACGGAGACCCUUUCUUACUAA
This is a messenger RNA of Psilocybe cubensis, 1482 nucleotides long. RefSeq lists its product as uncharacterized. Gene Ontology annotation, biological process: post-translational protein targeting to endoplasmic reticulum membrane. The transcript has 6 exons. The record is from RefSeq and is a predicted model, not a curated record. Gene Ontology annotation, molecular function: molecular adaptor activity; metal ion binding; protein binding. Lineage: Eukaryota; Fungi; Basidiomycota; Agaricomycetes; Agaricales; Agrocybaceae. Gene Ontology annotation, cellular component: membrane; TRC complex. The coding region runs from base 1 to 1482 and encodes 493 amino acids.